AAUAAAAUGGAAUCAAACCGAAUAAAAUCAAAUCAGUCAUCGACCUUCUGGCAUGCGAUGGAAUGGGUAUAGACGGACGGUGUUUGAUUAUGCUGUGAUGAAGAAUCGUCGCAGACACCGCCCCCAUAUAUAAGUUUUCAAUUUCGAGAGAAGCAUUUGAAAAUGCCUGGACUUACAGGACCCUCGGAUUAUUCGCAGGAACCACCUCGUCAUCCUUUCCUCAAAAUCAAUUCUAAGCAACCUUUUAACGCUGAGCCACCUCGUUCGGCCCUGGUUAGCUCUUAUGUAACGCCAGUGGAUUUCUUCUACAAGAGAAAUCAUGGACCCAUACCAGUUGUUGAUGAUAUAGAAAGAUAUUCUGUUUCCAUUAGUGGUCUGAUAGAUAACCCCAUAGAGCUGUUUAUGAAAGAUAUCUGGAAGCUUCCAAAAUAUGUUGUCACUGCCACUCUACAGUGUGCUGGUAACAGGAGGACUGCCAUGAGCAAUGUCAAAAAAGUAAGAGGAGUUGGCUGGGAUGUUUCUGCUAUAGGAAAUGCUGUCUGGGGUGGUGCCAAAUUGGCAGAUGUUCUUGAACUUGUUGGGAUAUCCAACUUCACGGGUACCACAAACUCAGGUGGAAAACAUGUUGAAUUUAUAAGCAUUGAUAAGUGUAAGGAGGAGAAUGGGGGUCCUUACAAGGCAUCAAUUCCGCUUAGUCAGGCUACAAACCCUGAAGCUGACGUUUUACUUGCUUAUGAUAUGAAUGGGGAGCCUCUAAACAGGGAUCAUGGUUAUCCACUGCGAGUGGUUGUCCCAGGUGUUAUAGGUGCACGUUCUGUCAAAUGGUUGGAUUCCAUUAACAUAAUUGCAGAAGAAUGUCAGGGCUUCUUUAUGCAAAAGGACUACAAAAUGUUUGCCCCAUCAGUGAAUUGGGAUAACAUCAAUUGGUCUACAAGGAAGCCACAAAUGGAUUUCCCUGUACAGUGUGCAAUUUGUUCUUUAGAGGAUGUGGCUGCAGUGAAGCCUGGAAAGGUGAAAGUCAGUGGAUAUGCGGCAUCAGGAGGUGGCCGUGGAAUUGAGAGAAUAGAUGUGUCUGUUGAUGGUGGCAAAACCUGGGUGGAAACUUUUAGACAUCAGAAGACUGGUGUCCCUUAUAUUGCAGAUGAUAUGAGCAGUGACAAAUGGGCAUGGGUACUUUUUGAGGUCAUAGUUGACGUGUCACGCAGCACAGAGAUUGUUGCAAAAGCAGUGGAUUCAGCAGCAAAUGUCCAACCAGAAAAUGUGCUAGAGAUUUGGAAUUUGAGAGGGAUACUUAACACUUCGUGGCAUCGUGUUAAAGUCCAAGUUGGUCACUCAAACAUGUAGACCAUGUUUGGGUUUGGUUUUCCAUAUCCAUAUGGUACUAGAAUAACAUUCCUAGUGCUUUGACAGUGCUGUUAACUAAGUUGCUUAAGCUUUUAUUUUUCAUAUGUAUAGACAUGUUACCUUUUAGCAUCAGUGUGACUACUGCUCUUGACUUGUGAUAAUCAAUGUUGAUCAAAAUAACUUGUGGUAAGGGGAGCCUAGAAAAGCAGUCUCUCCAUUGUUGGACAAUGAGCUAUGAUGUUGAAUUUUGUAAAAUAAUUACUGCUUGGUUAA
Hevea brasiliensis (rubber tree) is the source of this 1617-nucleotide messenger RNA. RefSeq names its product sulfite oxidase. Gene Ontology annotation, cellular component: mitochondrion. Gene Ontology annotation, molecular function: molybdenum ion binding; oxidoreductase activity. The record is from RefSeq and is a predicted model, not a curated record. The transcript is spliced from 13 exons. Lineage: Eukaryota; Viridiplantae; Streptophyta; Magnoliopsida; Malpighiales; Euphorbiaceae. Bases 163 to 1344 code for a protein of 393 amino acids.